GUAACAGACAGGUGGCGCAGUGUGUAGCUCGGCGGAGAGUGGUAACCGGCGGCGGCGGUAAUAUCCGAAGGAGCGGGACUGGGCCUUGAGCCGAUCCGGAGACAAUGGCGUUCGUCACCGCCAACUGGAACCCCUUCGGGAAGGUGUUUUACAGGAAAUUUAAUCUGUAUUCUGAUUGGAAGAUAAAAGAAGACCUCAGUAACUGUUUAAUUGCAGCUGCACCAUAUGCCGGUCCAAUAGCUUUGAUCAACGGAUCACACAGAGAAAGAUCUCCAAGUUUACGGCCUGUAAUGGAAAUCUACUCUUCAUCAGGCAAUCGGAUUGUUUCUUUACCGUGGAAGAGUGGUCAUGUUGUUCACAUUGGCUGGACUACCAAUGAGGAUCUACUCUGUAUACAGGACGAUGGAACUGUUCUCAUCCAUGAUAUUUUUGGCUCUUUUAAGAGGCACUUCAGCAUGGGAAAUGAGGUGUUGCAGAAUCGAGUUGUGGAUGCCAAGGUUUUCCCCACUGCUUAUGGCUCAGGAGUUGUUAUAUUAACUGGUGCUUUUAGAUUCACACUUGCCACAAAUAUAGACGACCUCAAACUCCGAAGAUUUCCUGAAGUUCCAGGAUUGCUGCGACCACCAACAUGCUGGGCUGUAUUGAUGCAAGAUCGACAACCCAAAAUUGUUCUUGCUAAUGGGAAGGAUUUAUAUAUCUUAGAUAAUGCUUCCUGCACAUCGGUGAUUCCACCUGGCCUUGGACCGCAAGUCUGUGGAUUUACCCAAAUUGCUGUUUCGUUCAAUUAUAAAAGGCUUGCUCUGUAUACAGACACUGGUGACAUUUGGAUGGGUUCUUCAUCAUUCAAGGACAAAUUGUGCGUAGUUGAGACAAACUUCAAAACAGCGCCUAAGCAGUUUGUCUGGUGUGAUAGAUCAAAAAGCAACAAUCCAACUGUAGUUGGCAUUUGGGAUAAAGUACUUUUUAUAACAGGGGAAUCAAACGAGACCAUUAAAUUUUAUCAAGAUGAAGAUAUUCACUUGGUGCCUGAGGUCGAUGGUGUUCGAAUUAUUAGUCCUUCUAAUCAUGAAUUUCUACAUGAAGUCCCACCUGCUUGUCAAGAUAUUUUCAAAAUUGCCUCAAUGGCACCUGGUGCACUUCUGCUGGAAGCUCAUAAAGAAUAUGAGAAAGAGAGUCAGAAGGCAGAUGAGUAUUUACGAGAGAUCAAAGAGCAAAACCUCUUGUUUGAAGCUGUGCAGCAGUGCAUUGAGGCAGCAGGCAAUGAAUAUGAACCUGAGAUGCAGAAAUCCCUGCUGAGGGCAGCCUCCUUUGGUAAGUGCUUCAUCAGCAAUUACCCACCAGAUACUUUUGUGAAGAUGGCCCGAGAUCUGCGUGUAUUGAACGCAAUGCGAGACUAUACUAUCGGCAUUCCUCUUACUUAUCCUCAAUAUAAACAGCUCACUAUUGAAAUUCUAAUAGACAGAUUAAUUUUGCGUAGACUGUACCCUCUUGCAAUAAGGAUUUGUAAGUACAUGAAAAUAUCAGAAUUGCAGGGAGCAAGUCGGAUCUUGGCUCACUGGGCCUGUUAUAAGGUCCAGCAGAAGGAAGAGCCUGAUGACAGCAUUGCUCGUGCAAUCAACCACAAACUUGGGGACACUCCUGGCAUUUCCUAUUCUGAAAUUGCUGCUAAGGCUUAUGAAUGUGGCAGAAUAGAGCUGGCGAUAAAGCUUUUAGAGUACGAGCCAAAGUCUGGUGAGCAGGUACCCUUGCUGUUGAAGAUGAAAAGGAGUCAGUUAGCACUACUUAAAGCGAUUGAAAGUGGAGACAGUGAUUUAGUGUAUACUGUUGUGACAUACCUAAAGAAUGAAAUGAACAGAGGGGAUUUCUUUAUGACACUUCAGAAUCAACCCGUUGCACUAAGUCUUUAUCGUCAGUUUUGUAAGCACCAAGAGCCAGAGACACUCAAAGAUCUGUUCAACCAGGAUGACAAUCACCAAGAGCUUGGGAAUUUCUAUGUGCGUGCCAGUUAUUCUAACGAAACGACAAUUGAGGGACGAGUAGCUGCUUUGCAGAGUGCUGUAGAUGAAUACAAUAAAGCCAAGAAUGAAUUUGCUGCCAAGAUCACAGAAGAACAGAUAAAAUUGGUGCGAUACCAGUUUCGCUUGCAAAAAGAAUCUGGUAAAACAUAUCUAGACUUAUCAUUACAUGAUACUGUUCAAGCACUGUUACUGGAAAGCAAGCACAAACAAGCUGAGCAACUUUACAAAGACUUCAAAAUUCCUGACAAAAGGUUUUGGUGGUUGAAGAUUUCUGCACUGGCAGAAAAAGAAGACUGGGAGGAACUUGAGAAAUUUUCUAAAAGCAAGAAGUCCCCGAUAGGAUAUAUGCCUUUUGUUGAAAUCUGUGUAAAACACCGUAACAAAUAUGAAGCUAAGAAAUAUGUAGCAAAGGUCAGUCCAGAGCAGAAAGUGAAAGGAUAUAUAAUGGUUGGAGACCUAGAUCAAGCUGUGGAAACCGCAACAGAACGCAAGAAUGAAAGCGAAUUGAACAUUAUUCUUUCAAAGUGCACGUCAGUCACUGAUCAGUCAACUGUGGAAAAAAUUAAUCGAGCAAAAGCUCAGAUUUUAAAGAAAUAAGAUGCUUUUCAAAGGUAACAUGCUUAGUAUCUAUCAUGUUCCCUAUUGAUAAUGGGUUUUUUGUUUUGUAUGUUUAAAGAUGUUUAUUGCUAGCGUGGUGUACAGUUGUUUGAUAUACAGAUGCCCAGGUGGACAGGAGUGCUAAAAUAGCAAAUUAAUGAAACCUGAAAAGAUUGAACUAAUUUAGCUUAAUUAUCGUAUCACCAAGUGAUUUUCCUUGUGAUGAAAAUUACUUUUAAGCCUGAUAUUUAAUUCAGAGCUGCACUGAUAUAUAAGUUACUGAGUUACUCUAUUAACAAAAGAAAAUUAGUGAAGUAGGAAUGAGAUUAAACGUGCAUUAAUUAUGUUUGUAUUUAUUCUGGUUUAAAACUGUAUAUUUUUCUGUGGGCUUCUAGUAUAUCUGUUGAUUGAAAGUGUACUUGAAACUGUGACAGUUUCCUGUUACUGCAAAAUAUUGGAGAAUCAAGUGUAGAAUUAAAAAGCUUCAAGUAUUAAAAAAAAAUCACUUAGCUCUGCCCUGUUAUAACUGCUUCUCUUUUCUGCGUGGUACAUUGCUUUCAUUUGGAGAGCACAUGGUAUAUUUGACACAUCCCUGAAAAAAUUAAUCUGAUUACAUAACAGCAUUUACACAUUCCAUUUGAUUCGAGGCUGCUGAACCGAAGAUAUUUUGCUUGUUAAACAUGACUU
Stegostoma tigrinum is the source of this 3302-nucleotide messenger RNA. RefSeq names its product VPS16 core subunit of CORVET and HOPS complexes (gene vps16). Lineage: Eukaryota; Metazoa; Chordata; Chondrichthyes; Orectolobiformes; Stegostomatidae. The transcript has 24 exons. The record is from RefSeq and is a predicted model, not a curated record. Gene Ontology annotation, molecular function: actin binding. Gene Ontology annotation, biological process: intracellular protein transport; endosomal transport; vacuole fusion, non-autophagic. Gene Ontology annotation, cellular component: HOPS complex; lysosomal membrane; endosome. The coding region runs from base 105 to 2615 and encodes 836 amino acids.